CUAGAUUUACUGAACUGCCAGGGAAGCCCCAUUGGUGGGAUGAUCUAAUGCAGACGCCCCCCAUAUCUCAGGCGAUCGGGGAACUAUUGGGGACAGGAAACGAAUAACCAGUCAUAAAGACUUUACAUUAACUGUGCUGUGGCCUCAUGAAGUCGGUUCAAUGAAUGGAUGGAAAAUCCAGGAAACGGCAAUACCGGGACGACUCGCAAAGCUCCAAGUCUCACAAUACAGAGUCGUGAAGACCAGCAACGACCUACAUUUAAACAGUCAGGUCGCAGACGUGUGGUUCGAGCGCGUGCAGGAUAAAUGGAAGGUGUGCUCCUCGCGUGAACCUCGCCUGACUGGACCCAUAUCGCGGAUACUAACAUACGGAUCCCCUCUGACAAUUGUAAUUCCAGCUCUCGGCGUUUCUCACUCCCGUCUAGCAGAUCAAUACGACACAGCAUCCACAGCAGCGCGGUACCUUCGACUUACAAACCGACUGGCUUUCAACCUGUCGACAUACCUGGGGCUGGAUUCGAAUAUCGUUACGGAUGAAGAAGCGCUUUCUGCGCAACCUGCGGAUAACGGCAGAGGCGUUAUCGUUUUUGGUUGCCCUGUUGUGAAUCGAUAUGCGACUGUAGCCUUGCGAUCAUCAUUUCCCAUUCACUUCAACUGCAGAAAUGAGAGAAUGGAGAGCUUCAGAAUCAAUCAUAGAACAUUUGACGAGAAGGGGACAGCAUUGCUCUUUAUGGACCAGAAACAUUUAUACAUUUGUGCAUUCGAUGCAAACGGAUAUGAGCGUGCACUACGGGCGUUCCCCUUGCGAACAGGCACUCCCAAUCCGGAAUGGAUUGUGAUCGGAAAGGAUGCUGACUUCCUAUCAACAGGCGGGAUACUUGGCGCUGGCUUCUGGAGCAGAACAGGGGAGUACAAUGAUGCGAUGUCUUGGCUUGCUUGAAGUUAGCAAUGGACCAUGUUAAACGAGGAUGUUGCUUCCGAUAAUUGCACUAUGUUAACUGCGCUGUUAAUUAUCAUGAACCACGUCGACAACCAUCUGAAGAGUCCUCGAUCGGGUUUGUCUUCUACCCAUUCGUCCCCAACAAUGUCGUCCAG
Molecule: messenger RNA, 1095 nt
Organism: Cantharellus anzutake
Lineage: Eukaryota; Fungi; Basidiomycota; Agaricomycetes; Cantharellales; Hydnaceae
Exons: 6
Coding region: 161-940 (259 amino acids)
Source: RefSeq, a predicted model, not a curated record